Molecule: messenger RNA, 7159 nt
Organism: Quercus robur (English oak)
Lineage: Eukaryota; Viridiplantae; Streptophyta; Magnoliopsida; Fagales; Fagaceae
Product: TMV resistance protein N-like
Exons: 9
Coding region: 1920-5711 (1263 amino acids)
Biological process (GO): defense response; signal transduction
Molecular function (GO): ADP binding; protein binding
Source: RefSeq, a predicted model, not a curated record
GCAUAAGAAGAUAUAGAAAGGACAAGGAUUUCCUGCACACUUGUGUAGAGGAGUGGCUGCAAACAGGAUUAGGUGGCAAUAAUCUAUAGUGACAUUUGUCCUAGUAUCAUGUGAAAUGCACAUGGUUAGUUUUAGUUUGUAUUGUCCGUUAACCAACGUUUUCUCUCUCUCAAACGUCAAACAUCCAUCUCUCCUCUGAAACUAUGAUUCUCAUUCAGCCAAAAAAAAAAAACCAUCACUCGCUCUCCUCUCUCUUCGAAAUCAUCAGGCUCUCAAUCCAUCUUUCUUCCUCUCUCUUCCUCCUUCAUUCCUCUCAUCAGAAUCCACAGCCACCUCAACCCAUAAUAAAAAACUCUUGCUGCCAAUCUCAGAAGCUAAAACCGAAGAUCCACAUGCAACAAGGAAUCCUCCCAAGAUUUAGAUCUGAUCUGUGCACAGUGAGGAUUUUGGCUCCGGUAUGUGCAAAUAUUUUGGAAAUCGGGGUUUAGAUCUGGUGCUAAAUCAUUGGGGAUUUUUUUUUUCUGGGAUUUUCGAUUCUUGCUGUUUGGAUGCCAAGAAAAUAUUCAAGACUGAAAUUAAUGUACCGAUCUGUACACAGUGAGGAUUUUGGCUCCGGUAUGUGCAAUUUUUUUGGAAAUCGGGGUUUAGAUAUGGUGCUAAAUCAAUUGGGUUUUAUGGGGAUUUUGCUUCUUUUUUUUUUGGGGGAUUUUGGAUUCUUGCUGUUUGGAUGCCAAGAAAAUAUUUAAAACUGAAACUAAUGUACUUUUAGAUGAAUGAAACUAAUUCAAAGCUUCUUGAGAUGAAGGCAGAUUUAUCGUGCUUGAGAUGGCAAAGAGAGAGAAGGGAUGGACGAAGAAGGUGAAGAAAAGACAGAAGGGAUCUGAUGGCUUGAUGGGUGAAGAAGAAAGUGAAUUUGGAUUUUGAGAGAGAGAGAGUGCUGCUAUAAUUUUAACGGAGAAAGUUAACUAAAAUCUAAACAUGUGCGUUUCACAUUAUACUAGGACAAGUGUCACGGUAGAUUGUUGCCAUCUUUUUUUUUUGAGAAGAUAGAUUGUUGGCAUCUAAUCCUGUUUGCAGCAACUCUGCACACCUGUAGUGCAGGAAAUUUCCGAUAAUAAAUUGUGAUAUUUUGAGCGAGUGCAAUUGUGAAAGUGGCCCUUGUCGGCCACUUCCAUAUGUGUAAGUGUUUUCUUUUUUUUUUGGAUAGCUUCCGGGUAUUUUCCUGUGCAAGCACAUGGAAGUCUGCACAAAUGGAGCCCACGUGAAAAUAGCUACAAAAGUUGACAGUGACAAAUGUGAAAUGUCACUAACUUAACUUGCCCGGCACGGUCAGAACAAGAACGAAACAGCCAGGCUUUAUGCUGUAAAAUGGAGAAAUUAUUGGUUCCUCCGAGAGAUGUAAGGCCACUGGUUUAUGGACCACUGAUGUAAAACAGCUACUUUAUGGACCACUGGUUUUUUCUUGCAGUGGUAUCGGCGUAUCAGAGGAGGACUGUAUUUUUAUUUUGAUUUUGGGGUUAUGGCUGUGAGUGAGUGGAGCUGAGUUUUAACCUUGGUUUGGUUUUGUUAACAAGAGUUAAGAUAAUGGAUUUGAUUUUGGGGUUAUGGCUGUAAGUGAGUGGAGCUGAGUUUUAACCUUGGUUUGGUUUUGUUAACAAGAGUUAAGAUAAUGGAUUUGGAUAAGUGUUGAUGUGAAGUUGAAUCAGAAAAAAUGGUCACGUGGCACUUUCUUAUUGGCUGGCAGGAGCCAGAGGACCACAUCAGUGGUCUUCCUGGAGGAACUAAUAAUUUCUCAAAUGGCCAACUUGAUAGACAAAAACAAAAGCAAGUGGGAAAUUUCAUAGCUGGUCUUCAACCAAAAAAAAUGUUCAUAGCUCCUACAUAUCGCUUAACAAGCUAGUAAGUUACCAAUUGCUUCAAUGGCCACUCAAGCAACUUCCUCCUCUCCCUCUUCAAAUUCUUCAUCAUCUUCUUCUUCUUCUUGCUCUCGACGGAACUACGAUGUGUUCCUCAGUUUUUGCGGUGUUGACACCCGCAAGAAUUUCACAGAUCAUCUCUACACUGCUUUAAAACGAAAGGGUAUUGACACCUUCUGGGAUGAUGAAAAAACUGAGCGAGGGAAAUAUAUUUCUCCAAAGCUCUUGAAAGCAAUAGAAGAGUCCAAGUAUGCUAUCAUCGUUCUCUCAACAAACUAUGCUUCUUCAAGGUGGUGCCUAACUGAAUUAGCAAAAAUUGUUGAAUGCAUGAAGAAGACCAGAUUGACAAUUUUGCCUGUCUUUUAUCAUGUGGAACCCUCUGAUGUGAGAAACCAGAGUGGUAAUCUUGCUAAAGCCUUUGCUAAACAUGAGGAAGAUACCAAAGUUAACACAGAAGAUGUGCAAGCAUGGAAAGCUGCUUUGAAAGAUGUGGGUCAUAUAUCCGGAUGGCAUGUGCAUGAUAGUUAUGAAUCAAAAGUUAUCCAAGAAAUCAUUGGAAGGAUAUGCCCUCAUGAGUUGUAUCAUAAAUUCUCAAGUGUUUAUGAGAACCUUGUUGGAAUAGACUCACGUGUGGAGGAAAUGUUGGGUUCAUGCUUAGGUGAAGGGUUGGGUGAUGUUCGCUUUGUUGGGAUAUGCGGGAUGGGUGGAAUGGGCAAAACAACUCUUGCACGAGAAAUUUAUAGAAGAAUUUCAGGUAACUUUGAAGCUAGUAGCUUUAUUGCUAAUGUUAGAGAAGAAACUAAAAAUCAAGGUCUAGUUUCUUUACAAAAACAACUUCUUUCUAAGAUCCUCAUGGAAAGGGAAAUAAAUAUAUGGGAUGUUUAUGAGGGAAUCGAUUUUAUAAGCCAUAGAUUACGUAAUAAAAAGGUUUUUAUUGUUCUUGAUGAUGUGGAUGGAGAACAUCAAUUAGGAGCAUUAGCAAAGAAACAUGAUUGGUUUGGUGCGGGGAGUAGAAUUAUUCUAACAAGUAGAGAUAGUCAUUUCUUGCAAAGAAAUGAAGUGGAUGAUAUAUAUACAAUUGAAGGGUUGAAUGAUGAUGAAGCUUUGGAGCUUUUUAGUUGGGGUGCUUUUAAGAAAACCCAUCCUGAAGAAAGUUAUAUGGAUUUGUCUAUGGAUUUUGUGAAUUACGCAAAAGGCCUUCCUUUAGCUCUUAAAGUUGUAGGUUCUUCGUUGUAUGCUAAAGGAAGGAAUGAAUGGAAAAGUGCCCUAGAUAAAGUAAAAGAAGAACCUAAUAGAAACAUUUUGGAUGUACUUCAAAUAAGUUUUGAUGGGUUAGCAAAUACACAAAAAGGAUUGUUUUUAGAUAUUGCAUGUUUUUUCAAAGGGGAGAACAUAGAUUGCAUAAGAGAUAUACUGGAAAGUUUUGGUUAUUAUCUAGACUACAAUAUUGGUGUUCUUAAGGACAAAUCUCUCAUAACCAUUGAUGACCAUGGAAUUUUAUGGAUGCAUGAUUUGCUGCAAGAUAUGGGUCAAGAAAUCGUUCGUCUUGAAUCUCCUAAAGAGCCUGGUGGACGUAGUAGGUUGUGGAUUUAUGAUGAAGUCAUUGAUGUAUUGAAGAAUAAUUCUGGAACAGAGGUAGUUGAAGGCAUAAUGGUAAACAUACCUAUUCAAAAAGAGGAACACCUGAGUGCUGAAGCCUUUUCAAAGAUGAAAAAUUUGAGAUUGCUUAAAAUUAGUAGUGAGGAACUUCCAGAAGACUUCAUAAAUGGUACUAUGCAACUUCCAAAAGACCUCAUUAGAGGUAAGGUGCAACUUCCACAAGGCCUCAAUUAUCUUUCUAAUGAGUUACGUCUUCUUGAAUGGCAUGGAUAUCAUUUAAAAUGUUUACCAACCAAUUUCCAACUAAACAAACUUGUUGAAUUGAGAAUGCAUUGUAGUGGCAUCAAACAACUAUGGAAUGGAAACAUGCAGAAUUUAGGCAAGUUAAGACUCAUUGACCUAAGUGACUCUCAAAACUUGAUUGAGAUGCCAGAUCUUAGUGGAGCCCCGAAGCUUAAGCAAUUGAUUUUUCGACAUUGUACAAGACUAUAUAGGAUUCACACAUCUCUUGGAGAUCUCAAACAACUUAUUCGAUUGGAUCUGAAUGGUUGCAAAUGUAUCGAAAGCCUUCCUCACAAGAUCAACUUGGAAGCACUUGAAAUUUUCGAUCUUGGUGGUUGUUCAAGACUGAAGAAAUUUCCAGAAAUUGUAGGAAAUAUGUCACGUUUGUCGAAACUUUGUUUGAGUGAGACAGCUAUAAAAGAUCUACCAUUAUCAGUGGAGCAUUUAAUUGGCCUUAUUGAAUUGGAUCUGAGAGACUGUAAAAACCUUUCAAGUCUUUCAAAUGCAUGUUGUUGUUUGAUGUCUCUAAAAAUUCUCACUUUAUCGGGUUGCUCAAAACUUGAUACACUACCAAAGAAUUUGGGUAAUAUCAAAGGUCUAGAGGAGUUAGACUUGAGUGAAACUGCUAUAACAGGACUUCCUUUAUCUGUUGUUCACUUAAAAAAUCUGAAAGUACUAUCUCUCCGUGGAUGUGUGAGGUUAUCAUCUAAAUCAUUCAAUACGCUCCUGAGUUUUCCUUUAAUGCAACGAAAAAGAAGUCCUGAUCCCAUGGGCAUGUUAGUGUGUUCUUUACAAGGUUUAUUGUCUUUGAUGGAAUUGGAUUUAAGUUAUUGCAAUAUUCGAACGAUUCCUAGUAUUUUUGGGUCCUUGUCAUCUUUAAAAGUAUUAAAUCUAAAAGGAAACAAUUUUGUUUGCCUUCCCGAAAGCAUCAAUCAACUAUCUAAUUUGCAAUACCUUUACUUGAGUGGUUGCACUCAACUUCAAAUGCUGCCCAAGCUUCUAUUGAAUGCGUAUUUUAUCGAUGCAAGAGGGUGUACCUCACUGGAAACAUUAAGUCCAGAUUAUGAUUUUUGGCCGAAUAUAAUAUAUCUUCUCAAUUGCGUCAAAUUCAUUUAUAAUCAAGGCAAAGGAGACCUGUUGUCAACAAUUCUAAGAAAUUAUAUCAUUGAGAGAUGCUGUAGCAGGUGGGGUCAAACAUAUCUCACAAUUCCUGGAGUUGAAAUUCCGAAUACAUAUCUCACAAUUCCUGGAAGUGAAAUUCCGAAUUGGUUUAGGCACCAAAAUGUGGGGGCUUCAGUGAAUCUGCAAGUGCCUUCACAUUUAUUAUUCAGUAGCAAAUUAAUGGGAAUCGCAGUGUGUGCUGUUUAUAUAUUCCGCCGGCAUCAUCCACUUCACCAACUUCAUAUUCGUCAUAUUAGAGGUACGAUAUAUACACAUAAGCUUCGGUGUUUCGUUGAAGCCAACGGAGAUCGAUAUGACGCUGUGUGGCUUCCUUUAUCGGAGGAAUUUGGUAAGAUUGAAUCGUAUCAUCUUUGGCUCGAAUAUUUUCUCUAUGGUGCAUUCUUCUUCGAAAGCCACCACAAAGAAGAAUUGGUUCCUAAUGAAUUCACCCAAAUUGAGCUUACAUUUGAAACAGAAGGUCCAGGCUUGGAGGUUACGAAAUGCGGAGCCCAUUUGAUAUUUGAGCAAGACAUUAAAGAUCUCAAACAAACUAAGCCUGGGUCUAGCAGCUGCAUUAUCACUCCUUAUUAUGAGGAUGAUGAUUUAGGGGGCAAUUUAGAGAAAGAUACCAAAAUCAAGGAAAGCCGUGAUGAUGAACCACCACACCCAAAGUGGACAGAGCACCCUAAACUAAUUGAAAAUUGGAUUGGGAAUUCAUGGAUACAAGGACAAGGUGACUCUGAUUGUGAGUGAGGAAAGAGGAAUCCCAGUGAAAGUGGCAACUUUGAUGAAUCUGCACAGUUGAGAAACUUUUUGUUUUCUCUUUGAUUUUUUUAAACCAAUAGCAGAUAAAGAGGCUACAAUGCUGGAUGGCAGAGAUGUUCGUACUACCCAGAGCACAGGGUUUGGUGCUUACUACAACGACCACUACACUGUCUUUGAGUGUCUGGGGUUGAUGCUGAUGAUGAUGGAGAGUGGAACUGGGUUUGGGGCUAUUUCUGUUUGGCUAAAAGGAAACUUGAGGUUAAAUAGUGUGAAAGGGGUACCAGUUGGAGCUAUGCCGGAAAGCUUUGGAGGAGAAUAUUGUUGUUUAUUUGGGGACAGGUUGUGGGAUGACCACAUUGCUGUACUGCUUAUACAUGAGCUGGGUCACUUGAUAAGGAAGCCCCAGAAGAGCAUAUGCAUCAUCCUCGCCCCUACAGUGGCUCUGGUUCAGCAGAUCAUGCUCAUGUAACCGGUCAGAUGCCUGUGAAUUGACUAUUAUCUUCUGGACGUAAAGAAGACUUGUUGAUGACUGUGCAGAAAUGGUGGUUGGUUCUGCUUCUGCUGAUGACUGUGCUGUUAAGCCUUUGACAAGUUCAGCUGCUAAGUGGAGAAAGAGGCUUUUCAUAGGAUGUAUUCCGAUUGAAUCUACAGUUGAUAAUGUGCAGUUGCAUUUCAGUCAGUUUAGCUAUGUUUUGGACGUGUAUCUUCCUAAGGAUGAAAGAAAAAUGUGUCAUAGGGGGUUCGGUUACAUUGUCUGAUGAAAUUUCAGCGGAGUACACUUAUCAGAAAGUACAUAGGAUACGUGGGCAGACGUGUGCAUGUUAUCAUGAUAUAUGAUAGACAGGUGCUUGGGUCCAAUAGGCACUCAUGUGGGUAGCUGACUAUCAAAGGAAAGAGCCUCAGAACUUUCUUGUGCAGAGUGGUUUGGUGGGCUACUGUCUAUCACAUAAGGUCUCAGAGAAACUUAAGAAUUCAUGGAGAGGUCAAAACAGAGGAAAUUAAAGUGAAGAGAAUGAGAAAGGAUGUUAAGUUUAGAAUGAUGUUCAAAGGAAGUUACUGCAACUCUAUCCUAACCUAAACAGAGUUAUCUGUUAUAACUGGAGAGUACCACAUUCCAUCAUUCAUGGCUUCUGCUUAAAAGUUUUGCUAGUAGCUGGGUUUGUGAUUGGUCUUAUUUUUUAAAAGAAGAUGUUGGGUAAGAUAACACCAAUCUGAUGCUGUAGUAUAGUCCGAAGGCUCAUAUCUCUAUGUAAAACUGGGUUGGGAUGAUGUAACACUGUUUUCAAGUGGAGAUGAUCUUUUAAUGUAUAGGUCAGGGCAGAUGCCGUUGUUGUAGUGGACUAACUGAAGUCUCAGUGUUUUAAGUGUUUCUGCUUUGUAACAAUAAAAAGUUAUGAAUUAUCCAAAAAAGAUAGAAGAAUGCUCAAUUCCAUAUA